AUUGCAAUAACAUGCUGUGAAAAUAAAAGUCCAACAAAUAUAGUUGGUCAACAACCAAUAUUUUUUCACUCAUUUAGGAUGUGCUGGAUCCAAAUAUCACAGUAGUCAAACUUUUAACUAUACCACAAAUUUUUGUUUGUUUGUAAAGCUAUUUUCGGUUUAGUGUCGGGGUCUCACACUGGCAGCCCGUGGGAAAUUUGCGGCACACGAGACUCUGCCUCCAGCGGCCCCAACGUAAAUUGAGUCUGAGACCCCUGCUUUUUAAGCGGAGGUUCAUGCACUAAAUUUUUAACGAUGCUGUAACAAAUCAAUAUCUAUUGUUCAAUUUUCAGUAAGCAAAAUUUGUAACAUUUGAUUGAGAGACUGUUAACAAUUUGGGAUGAAAACCUGACCGAAACAAGAGAAACAUCAUUAUUCUGAUGUUGUGCAAAAUUGUCAUAAAUUUGUUGGGGGAAAAAAAAAGCAGACAACUAACAAAACAAAAUGAAACCCACUUUAUUACAUGGAUGUCUACGCUAUGGAUUUUAAAUACUUGUAUAAAUAACAUAGCUGUUAUCAUUCAACCAUUCAAGUAGAUUGUCCCAGCAUUGCACCCAAUUUAAUUCCAAUUUAAUUAAUUGAGUUAAUUAGGGUAGAAAGUUGCCUUUAAAAUUUUGUUUGCUUUGAAAUCAAUCUACUUAUUGUAAAUGAUGCAAUAAUAAUUCUUUUUUUUUUUUAAAUCAUGAAUAAAAAGAAACAAUCCCUGAGACCAGUCCACUUCUGAGAGACACUAGACCACGCUAUAGGACUCCACCAAAAGAAGAUCUGUACAAAUCUAGUGUUGCAUUUCAAAACAUCAUCUGAAAUCCCCACAUUUCACUGUCACUACCCCACAUUUAUAAAUAAACAAAUGAAAAUAAUUCUUUAGGUAUCACAAGACCAGUCCAGUCCAAUUGUGGAGGACAAUAGGCCAUCCCAGCAUGUGCACAGAUGAUACUGGGGAUGGGGGAUAUAUUCAUAAUGUUGAGGUUGCUUGGUUUCCCCAAUGUAUGUAUUUGUGUAUACCUCCCUGCCCAUGACAACAUACAACAGAUUGCUCUUCAGUGUGCGUGGAGUCCAGUAUUUGUGGUGUACCAUCUUUUGUCUCAGGGUGUUAGCAGGUUUGAACUGGACCGUAAUGUUGUCCAUCCAUCUAUUUUCCAUAAGUUGCAAUGCCUUUCAUUGGUUCAUAUCUUCUGGUGUCUGUAACGAGUGAAAAUGCUGAGUAGCAAGUAACUCUGGGAAACCACUAGUCACAGUGGGUGGUGAGGAAAGGAGUUCAUGUCAAACCCUGGUAGCAAUUGUGUUUUGUGAGCUCGAGAAGACAUAAGAUGUGAUGUGAAGUGAGGGGUUGAUGAUGGGUUGCAAUUGGAGGGAGGAUGUCUCACUGGGUAACGGUCUUUCUGUCGGAAGAGCGAUACAAGUUGAUGUGCGAGCAGAGACAUUGAGUAAAUAUUGAGUCAAGAAUGGAACACCGCAGGGGUGUGUGGUUUUCUCUGACUGUGAAUGGUCAUUGAUUAUUGAUGACGAGCUUCAUGGAGGAGAGGCCAAAAUCCAAAACAUAAGUGAGAAAAUACAAGACAGAAUCAGGUGAGUGGAGGACUGGAGUGUCAUGAGGGUUUCAGUUCCCAGUACAAAAACCUGAAUGAAUGUUAUCUCCAAGAAAGCGAGUCAGGGAAGAGUCGAGGAUGGAAAUGAAUUUUGAGCAAGUAGAGAGUGUGCUGUGCUUUGAUUCUAGAGGGGAUUCAGAAGUCCUCCAAACUACCACACAAUGGGGGCGGAGUCUACUCAUCGGGGUCAUCAGGAUUUGAGCAGGGUUGGGUUGGUGGACUUCAGCCUCAUACAGAACCAACAUUUACAUGGCGUCGACAACUUGCUUGAGUGUCUUCGUAAGCUUGCUGGUCGUCUUCAUCUGGACAUCACUGGCCUCAGUCUUCCUGGAUCCAGAUGAAGCACGCAAUGUCCUGGUGCGUACUCGGAGGUUCAACUCGGGUUGGUUGGAGGAGCUGCAGAAGGGCGAUCUGAAGAGGGAAUGUCUGGAGGAGAAAUGCACAUAUGAGGAAGCCCGGGAGGUGUUUGAGCAUCAAGUGGCCACGGAUGAGUUCUGGAAGACAUACAACAUUCCAGACAGCUGUGAGUCAAGUCCGUGCUUGAACGGGGGAAGCUGCUCGGUCUUGGCCGAGUCUUACAACUGCCUGUGUCCACCGCACUUCAGUGGCCUCAACUGUGAGCACGAUGAUCGGGUGGGGCCAGACACAUGCCUGCUAGAGAAUGGAGGCUGUGAGCACUUCUGUGAUGGAGACGAGAGGGGCGUAAGACUCAACUGCUCCUGUGCAAAUGGAUACUCCCUGAACACCGACGGCCGGACCUGCAUGGCCAAAGACUCAAUACCGUGCGGCGUGACCCUAGCCCCCCAGGAUCCAAACAGAGCCAACCAGCUUGACCCUCGGGCUCGGAUUGUGAGUGGAAAUGAGUGUCCCAAAGGUGAAUGCCCCUGGCAGGUGUUGCUGGUUUAUAAAGGCAAUGGUUUCUGUGGCGGAGUAAUCAUUGAACCCAUGUGGAUCCUCACAGCAUCUCACUGCCUCGAGGAUGCUGACAUCCAAUUUCUAAAUGUGGUUGCAGGUGAGCACAACACUCAAGUGGAGGAGGGAACAGAGCAGGUCAUCCAGGUGUCUGAAAUCCUCAUGCAUGAGCUCUACGAAAAGAAGACAGCUGACAAUGACAUCGCCCUGCUGCGACUGGCCUCACCCGUGGUAUACACGCCAUACGCCGUCCCGGUCUGCCUGCCCACAAAGACUUUGGCUGAUCGUGAUCUGUGGGCCAUCAGAAUGCACACAGUGAGCGGUUGGGGGCGGCGAGCCGAAAACGGCCCCACCUCACAUUUGCUGCGCCGCCUCACGGUGCCUCGCAUACGUACGCAGCAGUGCGUCCAGGAAAGUGGCGUGCAGCUCACAGAAAACAUGUUUUGCGCCGGAUACCUUACGGGACGGGGGGAUUCGUGUAAAGGCGACAGUGGCGGGUCCCUGGUGACACAGUACAAGAACACCACGUUCCUGCUGGGCAUUGUGAGCUGGGGGAAAGGCUGCUCACGGCCGGGGCACUACGGCAUCUAUACGCGGGUCUCCAACUACCUGAAAUGGAUACACAACCACACUGCCUCACUACUACAAGUCAUAAACAGCACACAACUUCCGUUGUACAACCUAACCAACUGAGCGCUUACGUUAGUUCCCGCCUUUAUCAUUUCACAUUUUUAUCAUGCACAAAAGCAUUUUUACUCUCUCCUGUUUUUAGUCAGCAGUCAAAAAAAGACAUUUUAAGACCAUUCAUUCAUUUUCCUAAAAAUUUACAGAAAUUCUAAGCAUAUUUAUGGUUUACUGCUUUUGUUUUUCUUCUGUGGAGCCUGCCUGGAGUUCCCUGCUGAAAACCUCACCGAGACCAUUUAUGAUUUUUAUGAUCUUUCUGAAAUGCUCCAAGAUGCCACGAGAUCGGUUCUGGCAUAUGUCAAAUAUGUGGCCACAAU
Syngnathoides biaculeatus (alligator pipefish) is the source of this 3541-nucleotide messenger RNA. Its product is annotated as coagulation factor VII-like. Gene Ontology annotation, biological process: proteolysis; blood coagulation. The record is from RefSeq and is a predicted model, not a curated record. The coding region runs from base 1878 to 3233 and encodes 451 amino acids. Gene Ontology annotation, molecular function: calcium ion binding; serine-type endopeptidase activity. Gene Ontology annotation, cellular component: extracellular region. The transcript is spliced from 8 exons. NCBI's taxonomy places the organism in Eukaryota, Metazoa, Chordata, Actinopteri, Syngnathiformes, Syngnathidae.